Molecule: messenger RNA, 1251 nt
Organism: Sordaria macrospora k-hell
Lineage: Eukaryota; Fungi; Ascomycota; Sordariomycetes; Sordariales; Sordariaceae
Biological process (GO): cell redox homeostasis; cellular response to oxidative stress
Cellular component (GO): cytoplasm
Molecular function (GO): thioredoxin peroxidase activity
Source: RefSeq, a predicted model, not a curated record
AUGCCCGUUGAGCUUCGCAAGCGCAAGGCCCCGCCUCCGCCUCCUGCGCCGGUGAAGAAGCAGGCCACCAAGGCCACCAAGGCCGCUGCCAAGGCCAAGGCUCAAGUUGAGGACGCCGCCUCCAAGGCUGCCGAAAUCGCUUCCAAUGCCGCUGAGGUCACCACCGAGACCGCCACCGCCGCUGCCCAGGCGGCUGCCGAGGCCGUUGCCAACGGCGCUUCGAAGGCGGCUACGGCUCUGGCCGGAAACCCCAAGGUCGGCGACCUCAUUGACCUGGACAACUUUGGCGGUGAGGUUGAGACCAAUGACGGCACCAAGACCAGCUUGAAGAAGCUCGUUGAGGAGAGCAAGGCUGGUGUGGUGCUGUUUACUUAUCCCAAGGCUUCUACUCCUGGCUGCACGCGACAAGUCUGCCUCUUCCGCGACUCGUACAGCACCCUCUCUUCCGCCACCGGCCUCUCCAUCUACGGCCUCUCCUCUGACUCUCCCAAAGCCAACACCACCUUCAAGGAGAAGCAGAAGCUUCCCUACCCGUUGCUGUGCGACCCCUCUUAUGCUUUGAUUGGCGCCAUCGGCCUGAAGAAGGCCCCCAAGGGUACCACCCGCGGCGUCUUUGUCGUGGACAAGUCUGGCAAGGUCCUGGCUGCUGAGCCCGGUGGGCCCGAGGCGACGGUCAAGGUGGUGGAGAGGGUGGUGAGCGAGAUGGGAGAGGAAGGCCAAAUUCGGAAGGAGGAGGCCGAAAAGGCCGAGGAGGUUGUCAAGGAGGAGGGGGAGAAGGUUAAGGGUAAGGAUGAGAAGGCUGAGAAGGCUGAGAAGGCCGAUGAGGAGGACGACAAGGAGGAAAAGGAAGAUGAGAAGAAGGAAGAGAAGGAGGACGACAAGGAGGAGAAAGAAGGUGAGGAGAAGGAGGUCGUCAAGGAGAAGGAGAAUGAGGAUGAGGCCAAGGAGGCCGCUAUGGACAAGGCCGAGGCAAAGGCCAAGGAAAGUGAGGAGAAGAAGGAUAAGGACGAGGACAAGACCGAGGAGAAGAAGGCGGAAAAGAAGGAUGCCGCUACCGAGGAGAAGUCCGAUGACAAGACUGAGGAGAAGACGGAGGAGGAUACAACAAACGGCGAGAAGAAGGACGCUGAGGAGAAGACCGAGGAUAAGAAGGAGGAAAGUGACAAGGCUACUGAGGACAAGAAGGAGGACGAAAAGUCAGAAGAGAAGAAGGACGAUAAGAAGGAAGAUACCGAGAUGAAGGACGCAUAA